Molecule: messenger RNA, 7587 nt
Organism: Diabrotica virgifera virgifera (western corn rootworm)
Lineage: Eukaryota; Metazoa; Arthropoda; Insecta; Coleoptera; Chrysomelidae
Gene: Sobp
Product: sine oculis-binding protein homolog
Exons: 4
Coding region: 476-1759 (427 amino acids)
Biological process (GO): animal organ development
Cellular component (GO): nucleus
Source: RefSeq, a predicted model, not a curated record
AUACCGCAUCGCAUGUCAGAGUCUUCGUCCUGAAACAUCCACGUCAUUGUUUACAAAAAUAUUAGUUUUAAAGUUGGUUGAUGUAAAUUUUUUAAUAAAAAAAAUGACUUUGUUUUUCUAGAUUCUAGAAGUUUGUAACCGUUGUAUAUUUUUAUAUUCUUCAUCAAGAGAAAUAAAAUAAUUCGUAUUAUACAGUUAUGAAUUUUCACGUAGUGCGGCAACUGCGCUAUCGGCCUGUGCACGUGCGCUGAAAAGAUUCAAACGGGUAUGGCGCGAGACUGAACCCCACUUCAAGUCCGAAAAUAUACUUUUAACCAUUGUUGAAAAGCCAAAAGUCUGACACUCGCGGCGCGCCGCGCUCUAUUUUCAGUUUUAGUUUAGUUGCUCUUCGCGCCGUUCUACUCGCGCUUCGCAUCCGAAUUUGACUUCCACGUUUAACAAAAAUAUUUAUCAAAAUAAAAAAAAAUCAGAGUUCAUGGAAAAACAAGACGAAGUGACCAUAACGAAAGUUUCCGUCAAGAAAGAAAAUUUAAACGAUGAUAUCAAGGAAUUUGCGCAGAACGCAAUGAAUGAGUUACUUGGAUGGUACGGAUACGACAAUCCUCGAGAUGAUUUGAAGAUACAAAAAAACUGCAGAGCAUCACAUUCCGGAAGUAGUAGUUCCGGAAUAUCCCCAAAACCAUCAGAUGGAUGCGGUUGGUGUGGUAAAUCCAUUGAUGAUAAUACUGCCAUUUCUUCUGGUGCAUCAGUAUUCUGUUCCGAGCUCUGCUUCUCACAAUCCAGGAGAGCUAAUUUUAAGAAGAACAAGACUUGUGAUUGGUGCCGACAUGUUAGACAUACUAUAUCUUACGUAGAUUUUCAGGAUGGUGCAUCACAACUACAGUUCUGCUCUGACAAAUGCUUGAACCAAUAUAAAAUGUAUAUCUUCUGCAGAGAAACUAGAGCCCACCUGGACCUACAUCCGCAUUUACGAAUCGAAGAAAAUACGAGUGGAACCCUAAUUACUCCAGAUUUAUGGUUAAAAAAUUGCAAAUCUCCCGAAAUGCGAAGUCCUUCACCAGAAAUAUCUCCAAAACCACCUGAGAAAUCUCCCCAAACUAGUCCAAUUGUUCUAACUCAUCCAUCUAAAUUGAUAGAAAAUUCAGAAAGUAAGCGAAAUAGAAUGAAGGCCCAAAAAAGAACAAGAAAAAGAAUUCCCGCCACCAUAACUGGAACCAUUAACACUGAUACCAAUGACAGUUUUUUGAAAUCUCCUCCUGACGAUAUGCCUCAAGAUCUGAGGGUCAGACAUACUCCUACAGAUUUUGAGAAUAAAGAUUCCGAACGCGACACAAUUCCUCCAUUUAAACCAAUUAAGUUGCCAGUAGAACCUAGAAUACCUUCACCUAGAUCACCUCCAAAUCCAGAUCCAGAAUCUACUCAAGGAUCUCCUCCCAAUACAUUACGAAAACCUUUCGAAUCAUUGCUGCCCCCUCCUACUCUUAUUGUUCCUUACCCUAUUAUUAUACCAAUACCUAUUCCUAUACCUAUACCGAUACCUCUACCAAUUAAAAAAGAAGAAAAGAAAGUUGAAAGGACAGAAGUUUCCAGUCAGACAGAAGUAGAAGCAGAAAAACCAGUUGAAGUUAAUGGACAUGAUACGAACGGUAAAGACGAACCGAAGGUGCUUGAAAGGCCACUGAGAAAACGGAACAGGCCAUGUGAUGUGAAAGAAAGGAUGACUUUAAAACCAAAAAAACAAAUUUUAAGUAGUAAUUGAAGUUUUCCUAGGCAUUCAAAAAACCGUUUGAUUUUCAAAGUAACUGCGAUGGCUUUUAAAACUAGCCAAAAUUAUAUUAUAUUUUCUUUCAGAACACGCCUUUGUAUCAUUUUUAAGACAUUAACCGCCUAACUUUCAUUGUUAUUGUAAGGUACUUUAAAAGUUAUUCAACUUUUAUCAAUAUUGUGAAGUCAUAAACAUCAUUAUUGUCAAUUGACGUAUGUUACGCAGCUAUGACAUCUUUUUACGUUCUAGAUCUUACAUUGCAUCUUUCAGUUUACUAUUUGUUGUGAUUAACCAUUGUUCUUAUUUUAUAUAUGAUUAAUUAUGAAACACUCCGAAUAAUUAAUUUUUUUCAAAUCAUGUACAAUUCUACUAGCUUGUAAAUUUAAAUGCAAUAAAACAUUUUUUAUAUCAACUAUUAAGAAACUUUUUAGUAAAAAUAGAACGACAAAAAAUAUAGAUGUGUAGCAUAAAUUAUUUCUUAUAACGACGAAAUAAAACUCCAUCUCAACGUUUGUUAAAAGCUCAAUUAUCUAAAAUAUACGUGUAUUAAAACUGCUUGCACUUAUUUGCAAACCAUAUUUUUUUUACAAUCUAAUCAUUAAAUUAAAUUAAACAUGGAUAAAUUUUGAAGAUCGAACGGUUUGACAUUUUCAUACAGUAAAUACAUAGGUGUAAGUUAGUCCUUAUUAUUAUAGGACUCUUAUGGUUAAAUACCACAAAGAUAUUUAUUUGAUUUUUUAUUGGUUAACCGUCCAAAGUUAAAGGUGCUGCAACAUUGUUUUUAUUAUGAUAAUUUCAUUUUAAUGUUGUAAUUUAUUUUAUAUUGAUUAUGCGUGCACAAUAAAUAGAAAACAACAUAGAGAUAUGAAAAAAGGUCAAUGCUCACAAUCUUUAUUAAGGUGUUAAAAAAGGCGACCGGUUUAGAGGCUUACAUUUUAUGCCUCAUCUUCAGGCCCAGUGUAAUAGUUUGUUUUUUAAAAACAAACUCUUGAACUGUACAUAUCAAGCUGUUUUUUACAAAGAGUUUACAAAGAGUUUGUUUUACAAUAUAAACUCUUACACUGGGCCUGAAGAUGAGGCAAAAAAUGUAAGCCUCGAAACCGGUCGCCUUCUUUAACACCUUAAUAAAGGACUAAGUUUUCAAUCUAAUAGCACAUAAAACAACACCAAAAAAUGCUGUUCCACAUCCUACCAGACUGAAAACAAUGGGAACCUUCUCUGGUAACACCUACGAGGCUUCUACAAUUUGCAAGCCAUAACGGAUGCUGAGACUAAGGAAAAUGAGGGAAUUUUACAAUUUAUAAUACACGUCCCAUCUGCCCAGCGCGGUAAAGUUCCAACGAGAAUGGUUCCCUUCGUACUCCAAUCAGAGUAAACAUGUAAAUAAAAAAUGAAUAACUAUUUUCAAUUUCGUUGCAACACGAAACUACAGACGCAUCAUUAUUCCAGUUCAAUCAGAGAGUGCAGCAAGCACCUCUACCGGUUUCGAAACUUAUUAGUCUCUCAUCAGGAGGCACAUAUGCUGCUCUCUCUGACCCAACUAAGACAAACCCCGGUGUGCAGUCACGGAUUGCAACGAACGAAAUGGCAGGGAUGCCAGAGCGGCAACUGCUAGCAAAAGACUAAGUUUUCAAUCUAAUAGCACAUAAAACAACACCAAAAAAUGCUGUUCCACAUCCUACCAGACUGAAAACAAUGGGAACCUUCUCUGGUAACAUCUCCGAGGCUUCUACAAUUUGCAAGCCAUAACGGAUGCUGAGACUAAGGAAGAUGAGGGAAUCUCAUCUGAGGGAAAGGUCAUGAAGAAGAUAUAUGUACAUGAAGAAGUUGUAAGUAAAGUAAAACUGUAAAUAUUGCAGAGGAUUUUUGCAGUUUGAGCGGCGUAAUGCCACGGUUAAAUUUUGUUGAUUAAACUACAUAUUAUAUUAUACAUUAUAUUUAUAUUAUACUACAUACCCUUAUCUGUUCUUAUACAGUCGGAAAAAUGAAAGAAUACCCAUGAAAUAACAUAUAAAACACGCUGUAUUUUCCUGUCACCGUGUCAUAAAGAAAAUUGUCCAGUGCAAGUACAUGUAACAAUAAUUAUUACAUGUACUUGAGCUGGCCAAUUUUUUGUCUGACACGCUGACAGGAAAAUACAGCGUGUUUUAUAUGUUCGUUCAUGGGUAUUCUUUUAUUUUUCCUACUGUAGUUAUUGUGCACACAUUACAAUUAAAUCGGUGUUAUAAAUAAUGUUAAAAGUAUAUUGGUUUAUUUAUUAUCAUCAUCAGCCCAUAGUUCCACUGCUGAACAUAGGCCUCCUCGAACAACUUCCAUUCAGAUGUUUAUUUAUACAUUUAAACAAAUGUCUUCAUUAUGUCUUAAUAAUAUGGGAAGAAUUUUGAAAGCAUUGUGAAACAAUACUUUGAAAUAUUUUUAUUUUUUAACUAUUUGCUAUAUUUUUUGACUUAUAUUUUGUGUGCUGUAUUUAUAUUUAUAAAUUUAAUAAUCUUAUGUAAUUAAUAUAAUUAGACAAGGCGAAAACGGCAAGUCCGUUAGAAAAAAUAUUCCUAACACAUUUUUUUUUUAAGUUUUUUCGACCAUUCUGGACUAAAAAGGUCUCUUAUAAUAAAUGUUCUCUAAAGUUGCUCGUUUUCGAGUUAUAAGCAAUUUAGAAUUGAAAACACGAAAAAUGGCGAUUUUUAAGGCUUAAUAACUCGGUUAAAAAUUAUUAUUAUGAAAUUCAGAAAGUGACUAAAUCAAAGAUUAAAGCCUCCACUACAUGAUCGUGAAGAAAUUUGUGUCAUUAAUUUAUUACCACGCUGUUAUUUUUAAUUAUUAGAGGAAUUGGUCCGAAUAUGGGCCCCCUAUUUGUUUUUUUAUCGAAACUUGCUUAUAUAUUUUUAUAAUAAUGUCUAAAUGGCAUUUAUACAUGCUACAAGACAUUAGCAAAAAAACUGCUAACUAUGUAUUUUUUAUUAUAAAGUUUAUUUAUUUUAUAGGUAACAAUAUGAAGUGGGGCAUAUUUUUCUAACCAGGCCAGGCUGUCUGAAAUAUGGGCCCCACUCAAAAACUAGCAAAAUUCUCUUUUGAUAACAAAAAUAUGAAUUAACUUAGCCAACAAUUUAUGUUUAAGGAAUAAUAAACAUAUCUCUGAAAAAAUAAAAUAAAAUUAUCUACAAAAAUCGCAAACGUAAGAGUAUUUUUAGCUCGAGCACACUGUUCAUCUGCCCAGAGAUUGGACAUUAAAAAUUGAACCAAUGUUACUCCUAUAAUAUCACCAGAAAUCUGUUUUUCACAAAAUAGACAUGUGGCGUCAUUGCUUUCAGGAGAAUACUGUCCUAUUUGUGCUAUGUCAAGGUCUUCAUCAGCGGCAAACAUUCCUCUUUCUCUUCUUCAUUCAAACUGAAUUUGGUUUUGUUUUUUCUCUUGGGUUUCUGUAUAUUUUAUUUCGACUUUAGCGCAGAAACUCUUCGCUUCCCCUUUCCUUCCUUUAUCUUUUCAUUUUAUUUUGAUUCAAUUGAAAAUACUUUUCUCUUUCCCUUCCCUUCUUUUGAUUUUCUUAUAUUCUCAAUUGAUAAUUCAAGGCUUGAUUUGUACGGAGAUGAAGUUAUAACUUGAGACUGAGAAGUUUUCCUUCUUCAAAGACGCUCGCUUCGUAACUGAUGGGACAGGUGAAAAAACGCAUGUUGUGAUCCUUAAUGGUCGAUCUGGGUCUUUAGAAUGACCUGGUCAUUGAUCUUCUGAACGAACUGUUAUAUUUUCUGAAGAAAUCGUUUUUGCAAGGUCACUUGUCAAUCCUUUCAAAUAAGUUUCAGUCGAGUUACAUGUUUUCUCAGAAUCAAGUUUCUCAGCACUGAAAUCAGCACCAGAAAAAAUGGUUAUAUUUAUUGGCCCUAUUCUUGUUACUUUAAACCCAUUCUUAGUUAUCUCUGCGGUCUGGGAUUUUAGAAAUGCUUUUUCCAUCAGUUCUGCUAGAUCUAUGCAGGCGGUCCGAAUAUGGGCCCCUAGCCCAUAUUUACGUCACACAAGGGGCCCAUAUUUCAAAAUAUGUACGUCCAAGAAGAAUGUAAGCUUAUGAUUUUGUAACUAUUUAUUGUUCCUAAUCUACAUUUAAACCUCUUUCCUCCUUUUUUCUGUCACACAAGCAUAAUAUAUCAAUUCCUAAAUAAAGUCAAUAAACACAAAUAUCACGUAAUAUAAACUUACCCAAUAAAAUAUUUUCAAGAGUCAAAAUCAAACGGUCUACACUGUAUAACAACAAUAUAUGUACUGGUCGAGGAAUCUGUAAAUAUAUGACAAAAGAGGGACCUUCUAGUAUAUUUGGGCAUUUUCUAACAGAUAGCUCUACUUGUUUCAUAGAUAUUGUGGGGGCCCAUAUUAAAUACAUAGCCCAUAUUCGGACCAGUUCCUCUAAUAAUGAGCCGUAAGAUCGCAUUGACGCGGCUGUAAAUGUGAGUGCGAGUAAGAUACACCAUUAACUGCCGGAACGGCAUCUCUCUCGCACUCAUCAUUGCCGGCUGCCUAAUACGUGCAUGGUGCUCAUUAUUUUUACUUAAAAUAACAGCUUAGUAAUAAAAUAAUGACAAAAAUUUCUUCAGGAUCUUGUAGGGCGGGCUUUAAAGUUUUAUUUGAUCACUUUCUAACUUUUAUAAUAACUUUAAACCGAGUUAUUAAGCCUUAAAAAUCGCCAUUUUUCGUUUUUUUCAAUUUUAAAUUGCUUAUAAUUAGAAAACGAGCAACUUUAGAGAAAAAUUAUAGGAGAUCUUUUUUGUCCAGAAUGGUCCAAAAAACCUAAAAAAAAUGUGUCCGGGUAGAAAAUAUUAAUUUUUGCAAUUUGAUUAAAAAAAAAUUGAAAAAAAAAAAUUUGGACCACUUUUCAAGUGGGCGACUUCUUGAACCUUAUUCUGGGAUGUCUCACGAAUAUGAUUAUGCAAAAAAAUCUCAUUUGAAUAUUUUUUCCAACGAACCCGCCGGUUUCGCCUUGUCUAAAUGUAACUAAUAGACAUAUCCCAAUAUUGCUAAAAAUCGUUUGCUCAAAACUGUAGCUGGCAUUUAAAUUUGUAAUCAUGUUUGUGUAUUUAAGUCAUAUGGAAAUUCAGAAGUUCUUUUACGCUUUGACUUUCAAAUGUGAAAUACUGGAAGGGCCGUUUUCUGUUGGUUCUGUUGUUUUUCUAUAGUAGUAAUUUGACUUAGUUUAAGAUUAAAAUUUUCGUGAAUUUGAGAUAAACCAUUUAUGAUUUCUCUUUCUCUUCUCCUGGUCAUUCUUAAGUACUUUUCUGAUGCUGACUUCCCAAGGUUUCUUAGUGUUACCUCUCGGCAAGUCUACAUUCUGGCCCUUCUUCCCAUCUUUUUACGGUUUGCUUGUGGGAGUGACAUAUAUUUGGCAAUUUCCGCGAUUGUUGUAGUUGACCAGCCAAAAAGAUCACCAGGUCCUAAAAUUCUUAAGCCUGCUAUCUUCCUAGCUAGCUGGUCAAUCAUGUCAGCAAUUAUAAUUAGAUAUUUCUACUAUAAAGUGAGGUUAUAAAUUUAUUUCAAAUUAUUGUUCAACACGAAUAAAUCUGAAUAAAUGUGAUCUAGUCCUUUUAAAACAAAUAUACAUGAAGUCUAUAGCAGUAUUUUAAAUAGCGACGUACAUCAAGAAAUUUGAAUAUUAGCAUAUUUAUCUAAAUGUAUUUACAUAAAUUGCUUUUCAAAAUUCUUGGAGCACUUUCUUAAUUUCUGUAUUCAAUCACAGAAUGUAUUAUUUUUAUAGUUGUGAUUUUUUACGAAUUAUGUUAGUUAGACAAUUUGCAUAGGAACAUACUAUGUAUUAUGUAUAUUAUUGUUUUAUCUUUAUUGUG